ACGUACCAGGUGGUCGGAACUCGCUAGUCAACAGCAAAUAAUUGUACCAUUCACGUGUGAUUAACUGUUUACACAAAUGUUGCAGACAGUUCGCAACCACCACUCGCUUGCUUCACUUGUUUAUUUUAGAAUAAAAACUUUUUGAAGAACAAAACACGGUGUAAAAAAUAAAAAAACCUCUCGAGUGCCAGUGACGUGCGUAAAAGAGUUUCGCGCGCUUUUUUGACAGAAAGACAUCAUGUUUAAAAAGUUCUUAUUUGUGUUUGUUGUGUUUGUCGCUGAUGGUUUUGCUACGGGCUACACGCCACAAAAGCUGUUCAUUUCAGUGUACUACGAGAGCAGAUGCCCGGACAGCAAGGCGUUUAUUCUGGAGCAGCUGCGACCUGCGAUGAAGCUGCUGUCAGACCACAUCAUGCUAAUGCUAGUACCGUUCGGGAAGGCAAGGAGUAUAAACCAAGGAUACGGCGGUUUCCAAUGCCAGCACGGUCCGUCUGAAUGCCUGGGCAACGUAGUUCAGAGCUGUGCCCUGGACCAAAUGCUGGACCGGACUGACGCCCAGAAAGUGGACUACGUGGCGUGCGAGUUUGAAACAUUCGCUGGAGCUAAGGGGGAUCUCUCGUGCGUGCAAAAAGCGAAUGUCUCCCCUGACCUAGUGAGGGACUGCAUGGCAUCAGGCAGGGGAACGGAACUGCAACUCGACGCGGAGUACCUCACGCGGCUUGUCAGCCCGAAGUUCGUGCCCACGGUCACUAUUGAUGGGAUAUUCAACCAGCAAAUCCAAGACUCCUCGCAAGUGGACCUGGUCGGUACCCUGUGCUCGGUGCUCAAAGAGACUCCGAUCUGCGCGCGCCACUACAACUCCAUGGCCAUGAGAUACGUACUCUUCUGAUUAAAACACAUUUGUAUUUA
Ostrinia nubilalis (European corn borer) is the source of this 909-nucleotide messenger RNA. Its product is annotated as GILT-like protein 1. The coding region runs from base 239 to 889 and encodes 216 amino acids. NCBI's taxonomy places the organism in Eukaryota, Metazoa, Arthropoda, Insecta, Lepidoptera, Crambidae. Gene Ontology annotation, molecular function: oxidoreductase activity, acting on a sulfur group of donors, disulfide as acceptor. The record is from RefSeq and is a predicted model, not a curated record. The transcript is spliced from 5 exons.